UCUUCUUCCUCUACUUUUCCUAUUUUUUUUUUUUUUUCUUUCCCCCUUUUCUUUUUCUUCUUUUUUCCCUUUUUCUUCUUCUUCCUCUUCUUUUUUUUCUUUCCUUCUUUUACAGGGAGGUUUCAAGCGUUUGACUACGGCCCAACAAGAAACCUCGACGAGUAUGGGUCACUCACGCCCCGCCAGUACUCGCUAAAACGAGUCACUGUCCCCGUGGGUUUGUUUUGGUCAGAAGAUGACUGGAUCAACACGCCUAGAGUAAGUAAAUUUAGUGCGAAAUCGGGCAGUUUUUUUCUUUCUUUCUUUCUUUCUUUCUUUCUUUCUUUUCUUUUUCUUCUUCCUUUUUUUCAUUUGCGGUGUUUUUUUUUUCAAUGUCUUUUGUGGUAUAUUGGAGAUGUGGCGCGAAUCGCAAAGGAACUUCCGAACGUGACGCUAAACUACAAAGUUCCGGUCAGAAGGUUCAACCAUCUGGACUUCCUCUGGUCUGAGAACGCCCGCCGCCUGGUUUACAUCCCCUUGAUGAAAUUCUUAAAAGCGUAAAGAUUAAGAAGAAAAAAGAAAGAAAGAAGUUCCGGUUAGGUUCGGGUUAAAUUUAGCUGAUGCCCCAAUUAAGAAGAAAGAAGAAAAUAGAAAGAAAAAACAGUUCCGGUGAGGUUCGGAUUAAAUUUAGCUGAUGCCCUAAACACAGUCAAAGCAGAGGCAUUCGGACAUUCCCAUGAAAGGUUUUUGUCUCGUCUAAAGGUACCCCUUCGGCCCUGAUAAAGGUGACUUUUCAGUGGUGCUUUUUGGGCGUUUCUUAAAUAUCCGUGAGUGCUUGUAAAGGUACCCCUCAACCCUUCUAAAAAUGUCAUUUCGAUCCUUAUAAAGGUGACGCUUCGAUUUCCCAGCUUUCAGAUGACGGCGUUGAAUAAAUAAAGGCUAAAGCUGGUCGACUGCGUGCAAUAAGAUAAAAUAAUAAUAACAAUAAUAAAAGUACUGCUCUUAGAGUACAUCCGAGAUCCCUUAACAGUCACUGGCAGCGACAGGAGUCCCAAAUAUACCAUGGAAUCCCAAUUUCCGUGGUGUCCCCGUGGAGCUGCCACCUCAAAUUUUCACAAGGAAAUCGCUAAACGUAAUAAUGUUAUUGGAAUUAUUUUUGUUCCCUGACAUGUCAAAUUACAAAGAACAAAUGAGGUCGAAUGAUUUAACAAUAAAUUCCAGACUUGUCCAUUCCAAAUCUACAGAGUAUUUUCGUCCGCACUGCUGAAGUAGUCGUAGAUGACGUCAGGACCCAGGUUGUA
Penaeus vannamei (Pacific white shrimp) is the source of this 1280-nucleotide messenger RNA. NCBI's taxonomy places the organism in Eukaryota, Metazoa, Arthropoda, Malacostraca, Decapoda, Penaeidae. The record is from RefSeq and is a predicted model, not a curated record.